Messenger RNA from Mustela lutreola (European mink), 4274 nucleotides. RefSeq names its product transmembrane protein 164 (gene TMEM164). The record is from RefSeq and is a predicted model, not a curated record. Lineage: Eukaryota; Metazoa; Chordata; Mammalia; Carnivora; Mustelidae. The transcript is spliced from 3 exons. Bases 399 to 869 code for a protein of 156 amino acids.
GGCCGGCCCGGGACGGCGCUAAAUUGGCCGAAGGGGCCCCCUCGGCGGCGAAGUUGCUAGCUGGGGGCAGGGACGGCCACGCGGUUGCAGGAGUAAGCGAUCCCCCUGUGGCGAAUUGGCCAACGGCUCCUUUCAACCCUGCCUCGUUGGUGGCCACUGGAGAAGCGCGGGGGGCUCCCCAGGCAGCCGUGGGGACAAGUUAGAGCCAGCACUUGACCCCGGGCCCCGCGUGUAGCUUCCCUCCUCCCUGCCCUAGGUGCCCCGGUGUCCAGAGGGGGGCGGCGCGGGUGCGGGGGUGUGCCCUCCUUACAUGUCCCAGCACCCGGGCAACCCUUGGGGCUUGUGUUCCAUCUCGCUCUCGCUUCCGGCACGGUGGUCGAGGGGAACCACUUGGCAUCAUGUCCCGGUAUAGCUACCAAAGUCUCCUGGACUGGCUCUAUGGGGGCGUGGACCCCAGCUUUGCAGGCAAUGGGGGCCCCGACUGUGCUGCCUUCCUCUCUUGGCAGCAGCGGCUGCUGGAAAGUGUGGUGGUCCUGACCCUGGCCCUGUUGGAGAUCCUGGUGGCCCUGCGGCACAUCCUGAGGCAGACGAAGGAGGACGGUAGGGGUGGCCGUGGCAGCCAGCCAGAUAAGGUGACCCAGCGGCCAGAGGAAGGCAAGGAGAGCCUGAGCAAGAAUCUGCUCUUAGUAGCCCUGUGCCUGACCUUCGGGGUGGAGGUGGGCUUUAAGUUCGCCACCAAGACCGUCAUCUACCUGCUCAACCCUUGUCACCUGGUCACCAUGAUGCAUGAAAAAAUAAAGUCUGUGGGAGACAAGUGCUCACAAGGACCAAGCAACAGGAAUGAUGACAAUGACUACACCUUUUAUUAGAUUUUCGAAGGGAAUCAGACUACAUGAAGCUGGAAGUCAUACAGAGAGACAAAUUACAUUUGGUCACAUUUGGGUGGGAAUGGAACUUGCAGCUCCAGCUCUGGAGCCUACAUGGUUCUGUGAAAUCUCAUUUUCAGGCUCUGUUAGGGCAACCCCUGAUUCUGAUUAUAUUUCUUAACUGAGCGCUCUGAGCUGGUCCUCCGCUAGAGCCUCCUUCCCUCCCAGAGCAUUUCAAAGAUGGGGGAGCAGGUGAGCCAGUUAGGAUCCCCUGUUUCUGGCUGUCCUUUCAUUUACAUGCAACUAUACUGCUUUUUUCCCCCCUUCAUUUUUGAAAACAAGCUUGUGUUUAUUUGAAAUACGGAAGUAACACAUGAUCAUAAAUAUAAAAACUUUAAAAAAAUACAGGAAUGUAUUUUAAAAAGUGAAAGCUUCUGGGACUUCAUCUUCCCACUCUGGUUCUCUUCCUUCUUAAAGACCUUGGCUCAUGUCAAAGAAUCUCCCCUCCCUACCUCCUGAUUCUUCAAAUUUGCUUUUCUCCCAAGAGCUUAGUGCAAAAGAAAUUCCAGCCUAAUGGUUGGGGAAGGAUUUGGGGGCUGGAGAGCAGAACGCUGGAUUCCACAGAAUCUGGCUGCAUGAAAUAAAGGUCAAGGCUGGAAGGAACCAGAUUUGGAAACACCAGUGGCUUCACCAUUAAAAUGGAGAAAUUUUUGUAAGGCCUGGAAUAAGAUCCAGCUCUGUUUAUAUGUGUUGGGGGGAAGGGUAUUGAAGAGAGGCAAUGCAAAUCAGAUCAUUUUUUUGUGACUUUGCUCUGUAAACUCUAACGUGCUCUACGAAUCUGACAUUAGCAUUAAUAUUGGUACUGGCCCUGGGGUGUGGGCUUGGGUGUUCGUCGGAACAGCUAAGAAAUAUCUCUCAAUGGACCUUUGCACAGGAACUGACAAAAUGGUAUCCACUGGCAGUUCCAAAAGCUACUUGAAUUGGCCUCAUUAUCUUAAAAUGUACCACAACAAUGGGGUAGAAAAGCAGAACUCAAGCUUCCAGAAGAAAGACCCAGAACAAGUGUAGCUACCUGCUGAUGUGCACAGUGAAAUUAACCCACCUGAUGUCAGGAAUUGAAGAAACGUAUAAGCAUCUCCUAGUUCAAUAAAGUGGGUGACAGACAACACUCUCUAAACUGUAAAGCUGGGUAAUAAUGCAAAGAACUGUUGUCAUCAUGACUAGUGAGAUUGGCUGUCACCCAGCGACUUAACUGUAAUAUGCUUCCAGGCAGUUCUAUGAGCUCCUUUCCCGUCCAGGUGCGAGAAAAUGCCACUGAAAAGCAGUCUCCUGAUAACUGUAAAACCAGGCAGCUAAAUUUAAUAAGACAUUUGUCAAGAAGAGAGAAGAUAAUGACCAAUUUUUGGUAGAUAGAUAGUUGCCUGCUGAAACAAAGCCUGUAUUGAACUAUUUUGGAGUGGGAAGAAGCAUUGCUAUGACAACAAAUUACUUAUAUUUGAUUUAGAAGAAGGAGUGUAGUGCAGCUUAAUGUUUCAAAAAGCUCAUGAGAACAAUUGUUGGCAGUGGGUAUAUGUUAAAAUAUAAAAUGUUAAGUAUGAUCUGUUAAAUAAUUGAGUGCCUUGGUGCGUUUCUCAUAUCUCCUCUCUCCUGAUCCAAUAACAUAACACAACAUAAAUAGAUUUUAGGAAAAACAGCGGAUUUACAGGUGAAUUGUUCUGUUUUCGAGGGUGCCGCAAAUGAAAUUCACAGCUUUAAUUUGCGGCAGUCCCCAAAAUAUCAUGUAUUUCAAAUUAGAAAUAAAGCAACAAAGAACACCACAUCCCGAGACCUAUUUCCUUUGGCUUUAUUCCAUCCAGACCUGAAAUUACGGUAGUUUGGAGUUCUUCCUUCUGUAGGUAAUUAAUCAUCUUGGUGACUGGGGGUGUGUUUAUUUGAAAGGAAACUACUCUUAAGACCAUUUCCACACUUCCACCAUGGAACAAGGAAACAGUUUGUAUGGAAUGGUUAUUUGCAGCGCAUCUGGGGCAGGUGGUCAAAGGCAUAGAGAACCCACAGAAAGCCUGUGAGUGUAGAGACUUCCUGUUAGCUCCUAUUCCUUGGAGGCAGGUUAUAGGGUCUUGACCAGGUUCUAAGGCUGGGUAAAUCCCAGGGGCUCCUUGAGGGCUUUUGAGAUGGGAAGCUUCAGAUGCUUCAUUUUCUUUCCUUUUUGGGUCUUUUUCCAUCCUUCCUUUCCCUUUACCCAUUAUCAGUCUCUCUUCCUGUGUCCUUCUAGAGUAGGAAAGAAAAGUAGGAGAAGGGAAAAAGCUCGGAAUAUAGAGGACUGACUUCAAGAAGACAGGAGUACCACCCUAAACUUUCAAAUGGUCUCUCCAGGCAGAAGUCACAAAUUUGCAUAUGGCCUCCCCCUCUCUUUGGAAGGAACAAUUUGGUCAUUAGGAUGGGGAGGAGGCCAUUACAUAGGGGUUAGUAAGAGGAGGAAGUUUGAAAACAAUAACAAGCCAAAUCUUAAGUUAACCUUCCCCUUUAAAUGGGGAGUAGCCCAGAAUCACAGCUGUUGAUGAAUCACAGACUCUGCCUGGCAUGCUGUUUAAAUUCCAUCCCUUUAAAAGAUUUGAUAUUUUGUGUUUUAUUAGUGGGCAUCAUGUCAGAUCGUGUUCCACCCUCCUCAGAAACUUCUAGUGCUCCCAGUUACAAGAUGAAUCUGUGAUGUUGUUUGCCUGCUCCUUGUGGCCCUCCACGGUGCGGAAAUAGGCCUUUUAGAAAAAAGAUUGCAAAUGUAACACAUACUCGUGGAAAAUUUGGAAAGUAGAAGAGUUGGCAACUUUUUUUCUGUAAAGGGCCAGAUAGUCGAUAUUUUUGUGGCUGUUACAGCUACUCAACUCUGCCUUUGUAACCCAGAAUCAGCCAUGGAUAAUGGCAUUAUGGAAAUGAAUGUGCGUGUUUGUGUUCCAAUAAAACUUUAUAGACAAAUCAGUCAGGCUUGGUUUGUGGGACAUAGUUUGCUGAAUCCUGGUAUAGGGAAUAAAAAUCACUUGUAAUCAUGCUACCAAAAUGUAAACAUUUUUGCUUAUUUUUCUCCUUUUACUCACAUUGUUUUGCAUGGUUGUUGACUAUGUAUUCUACACUACCAAUUUUGUGCCCAGAUUUUUUUCACUUAAUAUUCCUGUAACAUUUUCCUUGUCAUUUAAAACUUGUCAGAAGCAUAAUCCUUUUUUUUUUUUAAAGGAUUUUAUUUAUUUAUUUGAGAGAGAGAGAAUGUGUGUGUAUGAGCAGGAGGAGGGGCAGAAGGACAAGGGAUUCCCUUCUGAGCGAGGAGCCUGACUCAGGGCUCUAUCCCAGGACCCCAAUAUCAUGACCUGAGCCAAAGUCAGAUGCCCAACAGACUGAGCCACCCAAGCAUCCCAAAGU